Messenger RNA from Lingula anatina, 2240 nucleotides. Its product is annotated as isovaleryl-CoA dehydrogenase, mitochondrial. Lineage: Eukaryota; Metazoa; Brachiopoda; Lingulata; Lingulida; Lingulidae. The record is from RefSeq and is a predicted model, not a curated record. Gene Ontology annotation, molecular function: flavin adenine dinucleotide binding; 3-methylbutanoyl-CoA dehydrogenase activity. Gene Ontology annotation, cellular component: mitochondrion. Gene Ontology annotation, biological process: L-leucine catabolic process.
UCAGUGGUGAGCACAUUGGGGCCCUAGCCAUGAGUGAGACCACCAGUGGCUCAGAUGUGGUGUCCAUGAGACUCACUGCAGAACACAAAGGCGACCACUAUUUGCUGAAUGGUACCAAGUUCUGGAUCACAAAUGGCCCGGAGGCAGAUGUUCUUGUUGUUUAUGCUAAAACAGAGCCCAAAAAGGCACAACAUGGAAUUACCACUUUUCUUAUUGAAAAGACAAUGGAAGGUUUCAGUGUGGGAAAGAAGCUGGACAAACUGGGGAUGAGGGGAUCCCCCACUGGAGAACUUAUUUUUGACAAUGUCAAAGUGCCAGAGGAAAAUAUAAUUGGUGGUGAGGGGAAAGGCAUAUAUAUCCUGAUGAGUGGUUUGGAUAUAGAGAGAGCAUUAGGAGGGGCAGGAUGUCUUGGUAUUAUGCAAGCUGCCUGUGAUAUGGCUUUCCAAUAUGCUCAUGAAAGAGAACAAUUCAACCAGAAGAUUGGAACUUUCCAGUUACUCCAAGGCAAGAUGGCUGACAUGUACACUAUCCUGAAUGCCUCCAGAUGUUAUGUGUACAAUGUUGCCAGGUCCUUGGACAGAGGGAAUGUCAUACCCAAGGACUGUGCUGCUGUUAUACUGUACACAGCUGAAGCAGCAACAAAAGUUGCAUUAGAUGCCAUUCAGAUACUGGGUGGAAAUGGAUACAUUAAUGAUUAUCCAACAGGUCGUUUCCUCAGAGAUGCCAAGUUGUAUGAGAUAGGGGCUGGUACCAGUGAAGUGAGAAGACUAGUCAUAGGCAGGAGCCUUAAUGCUGAGUAUGGUGUAAAAUCAAGGUGAAGGUCAUCAAGUUCAAGGUCUUCCAGGAAGAGAUGCUAAAAGCAUGCCUUAUAUAUAUUGCCAGUUAAAAUGUUUCCAUUCAGGGAAAUUAAAAAAUGCAUUUAGAUAUUUCAUGUAAAUGAGAUUGCUAGUCUGCUUCAAGUACUUGAUGAAUCAGAGAAUGGUAGAAAUAUUGGAAAAACAAGGAAUCAUGACUUCAAUUUAAUUAAAUGAUUGUUUUUCCUUCCCAAUUAAUAACUAUUUGACCAUGUUUUUUUUAUCAACCACAUUGUCAAUUCGCACAUUGAAGGAUGCAUUUUGUUGGUGGGAUAAAAGGUGUUGAGGUGAAUGCUGAUUAUUCUCUGAGGAUUUCACACAAUAUGGAAGCAAUAGUAUAAAUUUCAGGGUGAAGGGUGGGUUUUAUGAUGUAAUCUUAAUUGCUGGAAUAUUUUUGAACAAGUGACACAAAUAUGAGUACAGACUGAUUUACUACUGUAAUGAAUGCUGCUCAGCAAUUAUUUAUUUUAUUUAUUUGAAAUUAAACUAUCUAGAAUUCACCAUAACAUAUUACUGGUGGAAAAAAAACUGAAAGUUAUAUGUAAGGGUUAUGUAUGUCAGUGUAUCACUUCAUCAGGAAUUUACGGUACAAAUGGCAUUGACUGAAAAAAAUAGAUCUGGUUUGUUCACUUGGUUCAUAACAAUAAAUAAAAACCUUAUUUACUGAAUAAUUGAAAUUGAUCUCAAGUUAAUGAAGUCCCCUUUAAAUGUGAAAGCACUUUAUUUGUAGUAUGGGGGAUCAUGGGUAUCGUGUAGCACCCAACCAAGAAACUCUAUGUUCAUGAACAAGGAAUCAAUUUCAGCGCAUUACUUGCUGAGGAUAAUCCAUUGAAUAUUAACUCUGAUCAUAUUUACCUUGGGGCUCACUUGUAUUGAUUUUAACUAUUUCGGGUUUGCAUAGGAUUAACACUAUUAGAUGUAAACAAUGGGGUCACCACUGGACCAGGGAUGGGCUGGACCUCACUCGGGUAAAGCCAGGUUGUCAUGGCAGUUCUAAGCAUCUGUAUAAAAAAUAAAUAUGGAUAUCUAGCUUCAAGUUUGAAAAGAAAAAUAGUGUCCCUGACUCCCCGUUUAAGAUGUUAUUGCUUACACCACAAGAUUAAUUGUAUUUUUGAAUGGGCAUUUUAAAUGAUCUUACGUAUUUUUUUCUCGCAUUUUCUCUCAUUGUUAAAAUUGAUGGAACAACAAGAUGAUGCAAAAUACAAUCAUAACAUGGUUUCUUUUGAAAAGUGCUUGAUUGGUAAAUAUGAAGUUUAGUAAAACCUUGGCAAACUUAGUUAUUUUUGAAGGAGAGCACUGGGUAGUAGGAUUUGCAACAACUGCAUACGUGUACACGUUUUUAUGUAAUGUAUAUGAGCCGCACCAUACCCAGGAGAUGAAAUACAA